Molecule: messenger RNA, 1521 nt
Organism: Colletotrichum graminicola M1.001
Lineage: Eukaryota; Fungi; Ascomycota; Sordariomycetes; Glomerellales; Glomerellaceae
Product: cytochrome P450
Exons: 7
Coding region: 1-1521 (506 amino acids)
Molecular function (GO): heme binding; oxidoreductase activity, acting on paired donors, with incorporation or reduction of molecular oxygen; iron ion binding
Source: RefSeq, a predicted model, not a curated record
AUGUUGAGUCUCGAGCUUCUCAGCACGAGCCUGUCACUUCGUGACUAUGCAGCCCUUGCAACUGUUGGUAUUAUCGCAUACAGCCUGGUUCGAACAAUCUACCUGCUUUGGUUUCACCCUCUAGCAAGAUUCCCAGGGCCCAAGUUUGCCGCAGUCUCCAAUGUUUGGUAUGGAUACCAAUGGCUGUCUGGUCGUUACCCUUGGGCUAUGCAACGAGCCUUCGAAGAAUACGGAGAUGUAGUUCGAAUCGCACCCAACGAGCUGGUUUUCAUCACUCCCAAGGCUUACACAGAUAUUUACACCAGUAGCAUCAAUGGACGGCCUGCCUUCGUCAAAUCGGAUAUGCUCGACACGGGAGACAAGUACGAAGGGCUAGCUUCGGAACGAGAUAUCGACAAGCACCGCGCUGCUCGCAAACAGCUGGCUCCUGCAUUCAGUCCCCGGUCUUUGAAGCAGUAUGAGCCGACCAUUCAUGCCCAUGUGGAUGAGUUCGUUGCUGAGCUCCAGAACUCACCUGCUGUUGAUGAAGGCGUCGAUAUUGCUCCGUGGUUCGAAAGAGCGACUUGUGACCUGGGUGGUUCGAUCACACUUGGCCACAACUUCAAAAACAUCCAAUCCGGCCAAAACCACCCUAUUUUGGAAUCCCUGUUGCGCAUCGGUCAUUGGGCCACAUUCCGAAAUGUCAUGCGCCGCUUUCCCCUGCUUUACCCACUGUCAUAUGUCUUUCUUCCCCCAAAGGUCGCGUUGAGCUACUUCAGAGCUCAUUCAACGAGCAAAAAGCUUAUUCGAACCCGUGUCCAAGAACGCCACGACCGGAAAGAACUGGACUACAUGGCACAGUUUUUGAAGAACGAAACGGCGAUUCCGCCAGACGGUUUUCUCGUGUCCCAAGCCGGCCAUCUGAUCCUUGACCACUAUGAAUCAUCGAGUGUCUUAACAGCCGGUAUAUGUUUCCUUACGACGAAUCCCGAGAUCAUGAACAAGCUACAGACGGAAUUGAGGACGACUUUCAAGUCUUAUGAAGACAUCUCAGAGGAUAAACUUCAGGACCUGCCGUGGCUGAAUGCAACCAUUGAAGAAGUCAUUCGACUACACACAAAUGUUCCUUACGGACUCCCACGAAUCAGUCCCGGGCAUACUGUGGAUGGAAAUUUUGUGGCUAAAGGUGUCGUCGUAUCAUCCUGCGCCUACGCCACCACGCAUUCAGAGAAGUACUUUGGCAAGCCGUACGAGUUCAAACCUCAGCGAUGGCUUCCCAAAGACCAUUCAGAGUACGACCAUGUCUUUGAUGAGGAUGAUCGAAGCGCUUUCAGACCUUUUAGUGCCGGAUCUCGAAACUGCCUCGGUCAAGCAAUGGCCUACUUGGUGCUUCGGAUCAUCUUCGCGAAGCUUUGCUGGCGGUUCCAAUGGGAAUUGGUGAACAAGAAUGAGAUGGACUGGGAUAGAGAUCUGCGGCUGUACAUUGUGUGGCAGAAGCCAAAGGUGCAUGUUCGCCUCACGCCUUUUGAGAAAACGGUGUAA